Messenger RNA from Sycon ciliatum, 3815 nucleotides. RefSeq names its product serine/arginine repetitive matrix protein 2-like. The coding region runs from base 330 to 2966 and encodes 878 amino acids. The transcript is spliced from 11 exons. The record is from RefSeq and is a predicted model, not a curated record. Lineage: Eukaryota; Metazoa; Porifera; Calcarea; Leucosolenida; Sycettidae.
AUCGAUCAUCAUCGCAAAGAAUGCAAAAAGCAAACAACAAACAUUUUUGUUUCGCUUGCAUUUGUUGAGCCUUUUCUGGUGUUGUGCGACUACGAGUUGUGCCUUGCUGCUGGAGUAGAGCCGAAGCAAGACAUCCUUGGCGUUUAUUUAGACUGCUAGUGCGGUGCAACGUCAAAAACAAGGAGCUCUCCGUAUUUCUUUCCUUGAUUUUGUUCAAGCAAACCUGCACAGCCGCAAUCACACUGCUUGUAUGAACCCCACGCGUAGGCCAGCACCGUUAGCGGCAUAGAACACAUUGCUGGCGGUGUGUGUUCGUGUCCACUUCCGGAAUGUCCGAUCCUGGGUCGCGCUCCGCUAGCCCUAGUCCGGCGGCUGCCGCGACACAGAAGCGCACGUACCGUCGCCGACCUAGCUCCAGCCCGUCUGACCGGGAAGCAGCCGAUGCGACCAAGAAUGCCAGCCGUCGUCGCCGUCGCUCAGAAUCUCGUUCCCCGUCGUCCCGUUCCCCUUCACCGGCGGCGCCACGCCGCGGCAGCGUGAGCAAAUCCGCUCGCCGUGACUCCUCCGUGUCUCCGCGCCGCCGACGCAGUCCCUCGCGCAGCGCUUCGCCACCGGCGCCGAAGCGACGCAGGAGUCCAUCUCCCCGUAAACGUAGUAGCCCUUCUCCGCGCAGACGUACUAGCAGAUCUCCACCGCCGCGCAGGCGAGACAAUAGCAGCAGAUCGUCUCCGCGCCGCCGAUCGCCGCCUCGCUACCGCCGGCGCAGCCCGUCACCACGGCGACGCUCUCCUGCCAGGUAUCGCAGCCGAUCACGCUCUCCCAGACGUCGCUAUUCUCCCGUCAGACGACGGUCUCCACCUCGCUUUGGCUAUGGACGCAGGCGUUCCCGAUCACGCAGCUUCUCGCCCAGGGAUCGAUACAGAAGCCGCCGUAACCGCUCUCCGCGUCGGCGUCCCAGCCGCUCUCGCUCCCGUUCACCACUUGAUUCACGCCGAGGCGGUGGCCGAUCGUCGUCAAGAAGGUCGCGAUCGCCAGCACCGCGUAGACGCUCCUCUCCGCGUCAGCAGCGCCAGCGCAGGACGAGAUCGUCGUCUCGCUCGCCUGCCAAGCGGAGAUCAGCUAGUCCUAAGCCGACUCGCAGCGACUCUGAGAGCGAACGACCUGCAGAUAAGAAGAAGGCGCGCAACCAGUCCUCCUCUCCUCUACGCAAUGGUCGCCCUUCGGUGCGGGCAAGUGCGGAGAAGUCUCGCCGAAGUCGCUCGCGAAGCGCUAGCGACAGCAGUCGUGUGAGUGCCAGGAGCAGUGGUCAUUCAGACCGUGAGCCAUCUCCGGAUGUCGCCGCGCCCAAACAGCGCCAGUCCUCUUCUCCUGCACGACGUGUUGUAGUCAUCAGCAAGAAAGAGGCCGAACAAGUUGCCGCCAAAUCCUUGGAAAGACACCAGUCGCGCUCGCCAUCCAGGGAUAGGGAUGCGUCCGCAAGUCCAUCUGUGGAAAGGUCCCCCUCACCCACUACUACCGCUCCAGCUCGUGACAGCAAGAGCAAAUCGCCCGAGGCUUCUCGAAGAUCAGCAUCGCCCGCGGAUCGAUCACGAGAACGUUCCCCGUCGCCAAGAGGCCAUGCUCGUAAAUCGCCCUCGCCUGCACGCCGCUCACCCUCUCCGCGCCGCAGGUCUCCAUCACCACGGCAACGGCGUAGAUCGCCCUCUCCAGUGCGCCGACGCCGAAGCCCAUCGCCACCACGAAGAAGGAGGAGUCCGUCACCACGAAGACGGAGGAGUCCAUCACCACGAAGACGGAGGAGUCCAUCACCGCGGAGACGUCGAAGCCCGUCGCCGCGGAAACGCCGAAGCCCAUCACCUCGCAGGCGACGAAGUCCAUCACCGCGGAGACGGCGGAGUCCGUCGCCACGCAGACGCAGGUCUCCAUCACCGCGCUACCGUCGUCGCUCUCCAUCACCGCGCCGUCGACAACGCUCCCCGUCUUUGUCACCGCCGCCACGUCGUCGACGUGAUCAGUCUCUUUCUCCGCGAGGGAAAUCCCCGUCGCGUAGCCCGUCCCCUGUUCCACAGUCAAAGUCACGCCGGCAACACUCUUCCUCACCGUCGCCAGUACCUGCCGCUGCCAUUGUCCAGGCCAAGAAGCGACCGCGUGAUCCAUCGCCGUCGCCAUCUGAUGGUUCCGAUAGCGAGAGGAAGGGUAGCAGCAGCAGCAAAGCCAUUGCGACACAGUCUGACGACGGAAGCGUGUCGAACGCGUCCGAUGACGACGAGGGUCGCGAGCCGGACAAGAAGCGCGCUCGCAAGUCACACAAGCACUCGCACAAGCACCGCCACCACCACAAGAAGAAGAAGUCGAAGAAGCACCGUCGCCACAAACGGCACAGCGACAGCUCGGACGCCAGCGACGACGACAGUGACGACGCGUCGGAGCGAGACGACUCGUCAUCUCGCGGCAGCCGUCGCGGCGGCGGCGACAAGGAGAAAGACAAAGGUGUCAGCAAGGGAAAGCCGAAGAGCAAGAAAGCCAAGAAAGCCAAGAAGUCCGCCAGGAAGAAGGAGCCGAAAUCCAAGAAGACCAAGAAGACUAAGAAACGACGUCGUGCUCGUAGCUCUUCCUCAUCGUCGGUGUCCUCUGGCGAGAGCGACUCCUCGUCCGUUGCCAGUACUGGUCAUGGUGAAGGUGUUGGUGACGUUGUUGGACCGGCUCUACCGCUUGCACUUACCCAGCCAGCACACACCAGUCCAGAAGUGAAACGACGAUCGCUUGGUCCCAUCUCCAAAGCCAGCCAUGACGAAGCGGAGAGCGUGGUCAAACGGGUGUAUGACGAAGAAACCGGCCGAACAAGAUUAAUGAAGGGCAGUGGAGAGAUCUUGGAGGAGAUCGUGAGUCGUGAUCGGCAGAAAGCCAUCAACAAGAUCGCGACGCAAGCUGACGGAAAGUCGUUCCAGCGGGGACUUUAUAAGUAGACCGUCGUCGCGGCAUGGAGUAGUAAUAUUAUCACUCCACGGUCAGCCUGGCAGUGAAUCCAUGGUCCAGUGAAAUCGGCUGUGCAUUACCGUUGGCGACUAUGAGUAAGUACGUAUACCGUCCCCAUGCUUUCACUUGCUGAGGCCUAAGGUCUCCUAGCUCCACUUCAACUUCCAGUACACAAUCAUUACAAUAGUUGCAAACAACUUGACCUACUAGCAGAGUGAAGCUUCUUGAAAGCCCCUCAUGCACAGACCGAAACAUCCUUCACCACGCACAUUUCAAUGUAGGUGUUUGAUUGUAGCCGAGAGGUGCAUUUGUGCAUUUAGUUCAGUCCUCUAAAAAUACCUAGCUUCUGGACCUUUCCAUACCAUUUCGGCACCAUGAAAGUAUUCAGACACCCCCCCCCCCCCCUCCCACACAUCUUCUCCGAAAAAUCUCCGCGUAGACUUCCGUGUAAGCAUUUGAAGUUUCUUCUCACGAUGAAAGCACUCACAUGUAUUCUAGGUAAGAAAUCCAUGCACAGGAGUUUGACAUUUUUGUUGUUUUCACACAUCAUGGGACUAGUGCGAUGUCUCUUAUUUUGUACUGCAAAUCACAUUGAAUGUGAGUGUAGUGCAAAAUGAAUGUCAUUUGUUCUACACCAGCAUUUGUACUACCGUGACAUGUAGUAAUCCCUAUACAUGUACAGACCUUGGCGACAUGCAUUGCCAGCUGUUUGUGUUGCCUUGCUUUUGCGACCCUGCAGGCCUGGUUCUCCUACCCCGGCCUCAGGUCCCUUUUGGCCCCCUUUGCUUUCUCUUCGUUCAGUUCAUGUUGCUCUUGUCGUUUCUUCUUGCCGUUCUGCA